Messenger RNA from Debaryomyces hansenii CBS767, 1959 nucleotides. It is a transcript of the gene NOT4, whose product is annotated as CCR4-NOT core ubiquitin-protein ligase subunit. Gene Ontology annotation, cellular component: CCR4-NOT complex. The record is from RefSeq and is a predicted model, not a curated record. Gene Ontology annotation, molecular function: RNA binding; metal ion binding; ubiquitin-protein transferase activity. Bases 1 to 1959 code for a protein of 652 amino acids. Gene Ontology annotation, biological process: protein ubiquitination. NCBI's taxonomy places the organism in Eukaryota, Fungi, Ascomycota, Pichiomycetes, Serinales, Debaryomycetaceae. The transcript has a single exon.
AUGAUGGUUCCUAGUGACGAUAGCUUUAUUAGCGACGAAGAAGAAGAAUUUUGCCCGUUAUGCGUGGAAGAAAUGGAUAUUUCAGAUAAAAAUUUCAAACCAUGCCCUUGCGGGUACCAAAUCUGUCAAUUUUGUUACAAUAAUAUUAGACAAAACCCAGAAUUGAAUGGAAGAUGUCCGGGAUGUAGAAGAUUAUAUGAUGACGAUAGUGUCGAAUACAAGACAAUCACGUCAGACGAAUAUAGAAUGCAACAAUUAAAGAGAGAAAAACGUGAAAGAGAGAAGAAGCAAAGAGAAAAAGAGAAGAAGGAAACGGAAAUGGCUAAUAAGAAGCAUUUGGCUGGAUUGAGAGUGGUGCAGAAAAACUUGGUGUAUGUGACAGGGUUGAAUCCUCCUUGUAAUCCUGAUGAUUUGCACUCAGUCUUGAGAUCAGACAAAUAUUUUGGUCAAUACGGUAAAAUUCUGAAGAUUGUAAUCAAUAAAAAGACUCCUAAUCCACAGAGUGCUCACCAUCAUCACCAAAAUCCUGGCUUGGUUGUAUAUGUGACGUUUGUUAAGAAGGAAGACGCGUUGAAGUGUAUUAAUGAGUUGGAUGGUUCAUUAUGUGAUGGUAGAGUUCUAAGAGCAGCACAUGGUACUACCAAAUAUUGUUCCUCAUAUUUGCGGGGCCAUCCUUGUCCAAAUCCAAACUGUAUGUUUUUGCAUGAGCCUGGUGAAGAAGCAGAUUCUUACACUAGAAAAGACUUGUCUACUCAGCAAGGUAUUAAGAUGGGUAUGAUGGGUUUAUCUGGUUCAAGCGUUGAAGGCAAUACCAAUAUUACAAAUGCUGGGUUUAAUAACCAAAAUACGUCAAGUAAUAACUCACAACAUUCUAAUAGCGCUGAAGAAGAUAACGAUGGUUCCGACGAUGACAGCGAUCACCACACCUCGAGUCCUAAUCCAAUGCCAAACUCUGCGUCUUCUUCAAAUGGGGCUGUUUUACCUGCUACUGCUCACUGGGCUAAAGGUCUGAGCUCAGCAAGUGGUUCUCCUUCUGUUAAUAGUACUGCUUUAGCCAAUGCUGCAGCUUUCCCAACCUUAGGCGAGAUCUUCCGUGAUCAAAAACAGCAACAAAGAAAAGAAGGCAAGAUUAAUAAGGGUAAAGUUGGAAGAUCUUCGAAGGAUAAUAGCAUUUUACUUCCUGAUGAUAUUGAUAUCGAUAAUGAUUCGGCUAUUCAUUUCAUGGAAGAAACUUCAGAAAUGUUAAGAAACUUAUCCGAAAGAAGAGAAAAGUUACAAGUUUAUUUCAAGAAAUUGACAGAAAAUGCUGAUAAUAAAGUGUUACCAUUGUUUGCCUUCAAUAAAAGCACAAAGUUAUCUAACAAUAGUAAUCUUGAAGAGGAGAAGUUGAUUGCUCGUCAAGUUAUUGAAAGAUUUAUCUUGAAACCUAUUAAAAACUACCACUUGGCUUACCAAAAUCAUCCAAUUACACAACAACAAACCUUGUUACAACAGCAGGCACAAUUACAGCAACAACGUCAGCAAACGCCUAGUAUACAAGCUGCUCAAAUACAGCAAUUACAAAUAGAACAGCAAAAACGAUUAUUAGAACAACAAUCCCAACAAACUGGAAAUGGAACACCUGUGUCAACUAAUGCUCCGUUGCAGCAACAACAACAAUUAUUGUUGUUACAACAGUUACAACAACAGCAACAACAGCAACAACAACACACUCCAUCGCAAGCUCAAGCUCAGAUUAAUAUGAUAAGAGCUCGUGAACGUUCAGCGAACACUUCUACACCUCCACCACCUGGGUUAUUCGCCGCCGCUAAUGGUUCCAAGAGUACGCCUAACCCACCUCAAAUGCCAGCACAACCUCAACAACAACCGCAAGGACAGCAAUAUGCACAACAACCUGCUGCUGGUAACCAAUCUUCAAGCUCACAAUUAUUAACACAAUUGAUGAGUGGUAAAAGAUAA